UCUUCCUGCCUCCCUGGUCCGUGCACGGCCGGGCGUUGUCAUGGCACGACCAUCCUCGGGGCGACCGACCGUCGACGUGCAUCCGCGUCCCUGCGCUGCGCAACGCUUCCCAUAUAAGAUGUCCAAGCCCAGGCCGGCCCCCGUCAGUGUCACUGCGAACCUACGCUCAACCGCCACGCGCCCCGGUCGACCUCUGGCUCUCGCCGCCGCUGCAUGGCACCCUCGGCGACUCGCUUGGCAUGCUCGUUGGCCCUCCUGCGCGAUGCUGGCUCCUCGUCUGCACAACCGUCGUCCUCUCUCUCCGUGUCGCCGUCCGCGCUGAGAAUGUGACCAUCCAGUCCACCGCACCGGAGAUCGUGUACAGCCCGCCGGCAUGCAAUGCCUCGACGUCGUCGUGUGACAGCGCAUGGCAAGUCCUGGCCUCGCCGGACAACUCCUCCGCACUCGUUACCUCCACGAGCGGGCCGACGAACGGGAGCGCCGCGCUCGUUCCGCAGCUCUUCCUCACCUUCACGGGCAGCACGCUCUACAUCCGCACGUCCACCGCGUCCACCGCGCUCGUCAACGUCAGCCUCGCCACGCACGACCCCGCCUUCGCCAUCACCGCGCGCGUCGACACCGCGGCCGCGGGCGGGCUCAUCACCGUCGUCGACCUCCCGAGCGACCGUGCGACGACGCUCACGGUGUCGUUCGUCCCGUCCGACGAUGCUACCCUGCUGGAGAUAGCGAACUUCACGAUCGUCACGACAGGUAAUGAUUCGCCGUUCUCGUCCUCCCCGCUACCCAGUACCACGGCAAUACCCACGUUCUCGCCGAUCAUCUCCCCAGCGGCGACCUCCCAAGCAACCUCGAAACAGACACGCGACGACAUCAUCGCCGAAGUGCUCGGAGCCGUGCUCGGAGUCGCGCUCUGUCUCUUCGCCGCAGCUGGUUUCCUCUUCUGGCGGAAGCGACGGCGGAAACAACUGCGGACGCGCUCGCCUCAGACUCGAACUCCCGGAGACUGACACCAGGACAGGAUAUCACACUAAUAGUAGUGGGCUCAGGAACAA
This is a messenger RNA of Rhodofomes roseus, 1052 nucleotides long. RefSeq lists its product as uncharacterized. The transcript has 3 exons. Bases 240 to 1007 code for a protein of 255 amino acids. The record is from RefSeq and is a predicted model, not a curated record. Lineage: Eukaryota; Fungi; Basidiomycota; Agaricomycetes; Polyporales; Fomitopsidaceae.